Messenger RNA from Stegostoma tigrinum, 975 nucleotides. Its product is annotated as probable G-protein coupled receptor 139. The record is from RefSeq and is a predicted model, not a curated record. Gene Ontology annotation, cellular component: membrane. The transcript is spliced from 2 exons. Gene Ontology annotation, biological process: G protein-coupled receptor signaling pathway. NCBI's taxonomy places the organism in Eukaryota, Metazoa, Chordata, Chondrichthyes, Orectolobiformes, Stegostomatidae. Gene Ontology annotation, molecular function: G protein-coupled receptor activity. Bases 1 to 975 code for a protein of 324 amino acids.
AUGUGUGAACCAACACUACUUCAUCAGAUCGAAGACAUUUACUACCCUGUUCUUGCUGUUCUUGGCAUUUUUGUCAAUUUAGUAUCUAUUCUGAUCCUGACACGAGGAAAGUGUGGACUCUCUAAAUGUAUCACUCUCUACCUGGUGGCCAUGGCUGUGGCCGAUGUGUUGGUCAUUUGGACUGAUGUGAUACUGUUUACAGUCAUUCCUUUCCACUUUCCAGGUACAUAUCUGGUAACUACACCUGCUUAUUCUGUCUUGCUUGUACUAGUUUCUACAGCUACAGACAUCUCUGUCUGGUUCACUGUCGCUUUCACCAUCGAUCGUUUUGUUACAAUCUGUUGUAAGAAGUUGAAAAUAGAAUAUUGCACACAGAAAACUGCAGUUAUCAUUAUAAUAACAGUAAGUGUCCUGUUCAGUUUGAAAAAUAUUCCUUGGUACUUUGCAUAUGAGCCUGAAUAUGUCAUUGACAAUGUCUCCUGGGGUGCUAGUCUAUCACUGAUCUUUUACACCACAGAUACUUGGGUAGCAUUUGACUUUCUCAGCAUUAUAUUGACUCCUUUCCUCCCAUUUAUUCUGAUUUUACUGCUCAAUGCUCUGACUGUCAGACACAUUUUAGUGGCCAGCAGAGUCCGCAGGAAGCUACUGGAUCACAGCAAGAAUGAGAAUCACACUGACCAAGAAAUGGAGAGCCGCAGGAAAUCCAUCAUUUUACUCUUCACCAUAGCAGGAAGUUUUAUACUGUUAUGGUUGACAAAUGUUGUAUAUUUCCUUUAUUGGCAAAUUGUGAAAAUUUAUGAUUACACAGGUCCCAAUGAUCCUGCCUAUGUCACUGAACAAUCUGGCUACAUGCUGCAGCUUUUGAGUACCUGCACCAACACCUGUAUUUAUGCAGUGACCCAGACUAAGUUCAGAGAGCAGCUGAAAAAUGCAGUCAAAUAUCCAUUCACUGCAAUUGGGAAAUUACUGAAAUGA